Molecule: messenger RNA, 288 nt
Organism: Manis javanica (Malayan pangolin)
Lineage: Eukaryota; Metazoa; Chordata; Mammalia; Pholidota; Manidae
Source: RefSeq, a predicted model, not a curated record
CUGUGCUAAGGAGACAGCAGCGUAUGAUAAAAAAUCGCGAGUCUGCUUGUCAGUCCCGCAAGAAAAAGAAAGAAUACAUGCUGGGGCUGGAGGCAAGGUUACGGGCUGCGCUCUCGGAGAAUGAGAAGCUCAAGAAGGAGAACGGAUCGCUGCAGCGGCAGCUGGAUGAAGUCCUCUCGGAGAACCAGAGGCUUAAAGUUCCUAGUCCGAAGCGAAGAGCUGUCUGUGUGAUGAUAGUACUGGCAUUUAUAAUACUGAGCUACGGACCCGUGAGGUAAGUGUGUAGAU